AUGGCCCCUUCGGUGUCCCAAGUAGCUCCGUGGGUGAGUGGAUCCUCUGGUUCUCGAAGAAGCAGGUGGAGGUGUGAAAGGCACACUUGCUGUCUGAUCCCGGAAGCUUCUAGUCCGCGGGAAGUAGACGACGUGCGUGGUGGCCGCAGUAGCCACGCACCGGCGAAUUCGCGGGUGCGUCCUGAUGGCAGUGCGUGCUGUGAAGAGACUGCGACCGUGUGCGGGUGUGCAGCGGGCUGUGGGACAGCUGAACCAUGCCGUCCGUGCUGUAAGCAGGCCCCGCGGCCGCGAGGAACGCAAGCAAAAGCUGUAAGGUGCCCGAGAGACAGUCAAGCGAAGCUGCCUCGGCAGAGGGAGGGGGCGGCUUUCGAAGAAGGGCCCAGACACUGGGUCAGGAAGAACGUCGCAUUUAGGACAAGGGCACAGGAGGCCAGGCCAGCGACGGAGGCGGAGAAGGAGCAGCUGAAAAGCUUUGCCCUUUGGCUGGCUCUCCUUACAGUCACACGACAGCUGCUGCAGUUCCCAGCAUCUCGUGCACAGAUGACAAUGCCAAGAGGAAGGGAAGAGACUGUUUCUUACUAUGCCUUUGCUUUUAAGAGCAGAAACAGUUUUCCCAGAAUUCCUCCAGCUGGCUCCCCUUCCAAUCUCGUUGACCAGAACUGGCCCUCAGGCCCCUCUCCUCAGUCAUUUACUGCCAGGGGUCAGGCUCACCAUGUAACAGGGACAAUAAAUCCCUCACCGAGGAUGGCCUCGUCCCUGUGCAAGCCGGAGCAGAGCUUGUCUGGAUCAGAAACCACGGCGCAUUGCAGUCACCUGGCGGGGUUUACGUGCGCCAGCUGGGGCCCAGCCUACCUAAUUAGGACCAGAGAGUGGUCGCGAAGGGACCGGCGCGUAUUCUAGGUGCCCUCCUCCAGUGUCUGUUUCUAAUAACAGCAGCAAGUAGCAGAGGCGGCAGGGUGAGCACAGUGACAUCACCCCCCAGCUGUUUUACACAUCUGUAACAUGGCUCAUUAGGACUCUCUUAACACCUCAUCCUUCCCUGCUCCGGACGGCUCCAGUUGCGUGAGAAAGGGUGCUCUUGCGUGCAAGGGGCCCUGGAGAUCGCCGCACCGAUUUCAGGGUCAAAGAGUAGCUUGGGCAUUCUACCAGUAAUCAGACUUUUCACAAGGACAUCCCCAUUAGCACACGCUCCUUGAAAGUGCUAAUGGCUUCAGUAUGAGGCUGGCACUUGUGCACGAUCGACGCCGUUCAGGGCCAACUUUGUACCGGGGAGCAGAUCAUUUGCAGCAGCUGCAGAAAUGUUUUUGCUUAUUUUGAGCAUUCUAAGUUUUUCCGAGCCAUGAAUAACAACAAUCGAAUAAAUCAUCACACAGUUUGUAGAGAAGGGUUGUUUUUCCAACCAGAACAACAAAAAAAGAUGGCUUAUCAUGCGCUGUGGAUAUUACACAGAAAAAAAUUCCACCGUAUUUACAUGCAGCGGUUAACUACAUAGAUUUAGAUAUUUGAAGUCUGUAUGAGAAAAGCUUCCCAGAUUUCACUGGGAAGCUUAAAUUACUAAACGAAAACAUGAAAGUUUUAUUACUAGUAAGUAUAAUGCAUAUCCUGAAAUGAAAGAUAUGUGAUAUUUUACAAAAUGAAAGAAAAAAUAGACUGCCUCAUGGAAAACAGUGGAGUCCCUGAGCUUAGAGACCUUGGUUUGGGUUCUACAACUUACUACAGGGUAGGGUGGGGGCACGGGGUUCAUUUUACUUCUUUAAAUUUCCUCAUCUUCAAAUGCGGAUGAUAUGCCUCCUGGGUUUUUUUGAGGGGAUUAAAAUUAUAAGUAUGGGGGUGCUUGGG
Molecule: messenger RNA, 1839 nt
Organism: Hyaena hyaena (striped hyena)
Lineage: Eukaryota; Metazoa; Chordata; Mammalia; Carnivora; Hyaenidae
Exons: 5
Coding region: 1-900 (299 amino acids)
Source: RefSeq, a predicted model, not a curated record